AUGACCCAAUGGAGACCCCGGUAUCUCCGCCUCAACCGCAACUCCACCCUCACCCUGGAUACCCGGCCACGCCACCGCAGCGCCGGGCCCUGCGAGGAGGACUGGCCCGCCUAUUUGUCGUUAUCGCAGCAAUCCGCGGAGGGUGCGGAGGAACAGAGCAGCGCUGCGCUCGACCGCCGCUGCUGGGAGGUGGGGCAGCCCACGGCAGCGGCCACCCGGCUAGAGCGGUGGCGGGCGGCGGGCGUCGUCAGCCAGGAGACACUGGAUUUAACCUGUAGAAAAACCCCGUGCUUUGUGAAAUUCUCAAAGAUGGAAAAAAUGGCAAACAUUCAAGCUGAAAUCAAUGAGAAGAAACUGCAAGCAGAAAUUCUGCAGCUGGAGAAGGAGACGGCAGACAUUGCUCACCCUUUUUACUUGGGCAAAAAAUACGAGAUUUUGCAAGAUAUGAACAGACACUUGGAAGCUGUACUGAAACAGAAGAGGGCUCUUAAAAAGAGAUUGAUGAAGCCCAGAUGUCAAGAGAGCCUACCUAUUGAGGUUACUUUCCACAAGUAUAUGGUAGAGUUGUUGGCUGAGGCUGUCACUUUCAUUGAGAAGCUUGAAAGACAUUUGGAGAUCGUAAGAAGCAUCCCUCAGAUACCGGACAUCGUGAAAAAUAUGGAAACUACUUUGACAAAAGCAGAGGUGCUCGCGAUGGAGUUGGAGGAGCUGGCAGAGCAAAUAUUGAAGUGGAGAGAACUGCAAAAAGAAGCUUUUUCUGACAGCAUCUGCAGUACUGCUGAAUUGGACUUUGGCUUAUCUUUAACCUAA
Mesitornis unicolor (brown roatelo) is the source of this 810-nucleotide messenger RNA. RefSeq names its product HAUS augmin-like complex, subunit 2 (gene HAUS2). NCBI's taxonomy places the organism in Eukaryota, Metazoa, Chordata, Aves, Mesitornithiformes, Mesitornithidae. Gene Ontology annotation, biological process: microtubule nucleation; spindle assembly; centrosome cycle. The record is from RefSeq and is a predicted model, not a curated record. The transcript is spliced from 7 exons. Gene Ontology annotation, cellular component: centrosome; HAUS complex; mitotic spindle microtubule. Bases 1 to 810 code for a protein of 269 amino acids.